CUUUUUUACCCAAUUCAAAAUUCAUUUUGGGUUCACUUUUAUUUACACAGUUAAUCUGAACCGUUGACAACUUGAUUUUUACACUUGUUUACCAAACCAUUUUCAACUCGAACUCAACCAUCAACAUGAAACUUUACAUGCUUCUCGUUUUAUCAAUUAUCAUGACUCUUUCCUCUGCUAAUCCCAUCGGCCUUGGUGGUGGUCUCGGUGGCCUUGGACUUGGAGGGGGCCUUGGUGGCGGUCUAGGUGGAGGCGGUCUGGGUAAUGGUAUCAGUUUUGGUCGCUCUUAUGGAGGUGGCAUUGGGUAUGGAGGUGGAUAUGGACUUGGACCCAAUGGACCAGUCGGUGGAUUCACUGUUAUCCCACUCUUUGGUUAAACAAUUGCACAGACUUUAUGUACUUUCUUAUCCCUUAAACCUUUGUUUCCAUUUUGAUAACUUCCAAGUAUUGAACUUUUGCCACUCAAAAAUGAUUCAAUAAAUUAUCUCUUUUAUACUCAAAGUGA
Molecule: messenger RNA, 505 nt
Organism: Tetranychus urticae (two-spotted spider mite)
Lineage: Eukaryota; Metazoa; Arthropoda; Arachnida; Trombidiformes; Tetranychidae
Source: RefSeq, a predicted model, not a curated record